This is a messenger RNA of Cajanus cajan (pigeon pea), 1520 nucleotides long. Its product is annotated as E3 ubiquitin-protein ligase SIRP1. Gene Ontology annotation, cellular component: cytoplasm. Gene Ontology annotation, biological process: protein ubiquitination. Gene Ontology annotation, molecular function: ubiquitin protein ligase activity. The record is from RefSeq and is a predicted model, not a curated record. Lineage: Eukaryota; Viridiplantae; Streptophyta; Magnoliopsida; Fabales; Fabaceae.
UUUGCAGGAGGUAUAAGAUGGCAUUACACCAUUGAAUGUUAUUAACUUCUUCAUCCACUUCCACAACUCAAAAUGAUUCUUCUGAUCUUCCUCGGAUGAUGAUGCUCCAACUAUGCUACAUGUGAAGGGAUUUCUGAAAAUAACUUGAGGAAGAGAAAAAGAUUGCAACAAGUUAUGAUCAAAAAGGGAGAUGGAGAAUGAUAUGGAGGGUGUGCAUUGGUGCAACAUAUGCUUAAAAAUGGUGAACCCAAUGAAUGAUGCAGAGAACAUGUGCCCAUUUUGUGAGACAGAAUUUUCUGAGGUAAUGGACAACCUAAGGGACCAGAAUGAGGUCAUUGACUUAAGGUCAGCUUGGGUGUUCUCACUCUAUGCCCCAAUUUUUCUUGGUCUAAUGGGUGCUUUCAGCCCUUCUCUUGCAAGAAUUGCUCCACAUGGAGGCAGCACCUCAAGGGGGGAGGAAGAGGUUGAGCAAGAGAGGGAGAAUGAGCUUGUGCUGGGGAGAAGGAGAAGAACUUCAACCUACAUGAUGCACCUUUUUCGCGGUCUUCAUGUGAGGAUGGUGUCUGAAUUUGAAAGCCUUGAGGAAACUAGGAGCAUGGAUAGUAGUAGUAUCCUAGUGAUUGAUCCAUUCAAUGAGGGUGCAUUGAUUGUGAGAGGGCCUAACUUGAACCACACAAGUAGUCCAAGUGAGAGCACGGCUGUUGGAAGCUCCUUGAAUGACCUUGUGGUGGGAUCUGGGUUUGAUAUGCUGCUGCAGCAUUUGGCACAGAUUGGCCCUGGAGGGUAUGCAAGUGUUAACCCUCCAGCGCAGAAGGCUGCAAUUGAGGCAAUGCCUAGUGUGACUAGUGAGGAGAAGCUGCAGUGCACAGUGUGCUUGGAGGAUGUUGAGAUUGGGAGUGAGGCAAAGGAGAUGCCAUGUAAGCAUAAGUUCCAUGGUGACUGCAUUGUGUCAUGGCUCAAGCUUCAUGGUUCUUGUCCAGUUUGCAGGUUUCAGUUGCCAUCUGAGGAUUCUAAUGUUGAAGCCAAUGUGGGAAUGGGAAAUGGGGAACAUCAGAUUCAGAACAGUGAGAUAGUCAGAGCUGGAGAAGAGAGACCAAGAAAUGGAAGGAGGAAUUGGUUUCCAGUGCUGCAGUCAUUCAACAAUUUCCUUCCUUCUCCUUGAUCAAUACUUUGUUGGGUUUUAAAUUGCGGUUGUGGUUGUGGUUGAGGUUGCAAUCCUUUAUAUUAUAGGAAAUUGUGGACAAAUGCGAUCGAUGUCUUUGUGAUUGCGGUUGCAGAAAUUAUAAAAACUUUGACUUUGUGACUGAAAUUGUGGUUGCGGACUGUUUUUUAAAACCUUUUGUGGGGUAUAGUCAUCCUCACCCUCAGCAAGCAUGAACAGCUAAAUCUACAUAAUUGUCAUGCUUCUUAAAUCUUUACAAAUUGUACAUGUGUUUUAGAUUUCCUAGUCUGCCUUUCUUGUACCAUUCAAAUAUGUAUAUGUUUGUAAAUAUGUGCAAAAAAAGAGAGAAUAAAUUUUA